This is a messenger RNA of Liolophura sinensis, 3612 nucleotides long. Its product is annotated as trafficking protein particle complex subunit 11-like. The record is from RefSeq and is a predicted model, not a curated record. Bases 87 to 3437 code for a protein of 1116 amino acids. The transcript has 32 exons. NCBI's taxonomy places the organism in Eukaryota, Metazoa, Mollusca, Polyplacophora, Chitonida, Chitonidae.
UGUAAAGACCUGCCCACCUGUCAUAUUUUAUGCGUUGAACGCCUGGAAAUUUUGCAGUAGUGAAAGCCGUGGCGGUGGGGUCUGUGAUGGCCUGGAGCUGUGAGUUACCCCCAGAGCUUGUCUGCCGCCCCACGGGACUGGUCGUCCUGACAGGUCUAGACGUCACCUAUAACGCCAUCCACAAAUCCAUCUGGGACUCAUUCUACAACAACCGACGCCCAGACCGCGUUCCGCUCCAGUUCCAAGUCUGUGAUGGUGACCAUGAGUACCCAAAGUGUAGGACUAAGAGAACGUCCUAUGAAUGGUACAUUCCUAAGGGCAUCCUAAAAACAUCCUGGAUGAACAAACACCUGACACAGGUACCUGCUGUUGUUGUUGUCUUCUUUGACCUGGACUGGGAUGAGACCAUGUGGAAGGAGAGGCAGAUGGAAUGUGCCACGCGCAUAGAGAUCGUACGGAACAGUCUCCAUGGGCGUGGCACACGUGUUGCCGUGGUUCUCAUACAGAAGAAUGCCCCUCUUCCUCCAGGUGAGGAUGUAAUGGCCGCCGAGAGAGCUGCCUCUUUCUGCAGUGCCUGUGACCUAUCAGCGAAGUCCUUGUUUGUCCUGCCUCAUACGGAUCAUUUGAUUGGAUACACCAUUCGGCUGGAGAAUGCAUUUUAUGAACUGGCACAGGGCUAUUACCACUCUGAGGCUCGCAAAGUCAAAGCUCACAAGGACUUCCUCAACAAGACCAACCAUCAGUUACUGUUUGUGCGUCAUCAGUUUAAGGUGGCCUUCUUCAGCGAGCUGAAGCAAGACACACACACAGCUAUCAAACAUUAUAAACAAGCCUAUGGGCACAUCUUGGAGUUGAGAAUGCACGACAACAACUUGCUGGAGAUUAAAACAAUAGCUGGCUUCAUUAAUUACAAGAUAUGUCGUUUAUCCUUCCAACACAACGCUCCGCUAGAUGCCAUCGCCCAGUUCCGUAAACACAUAGAUUUCUUCAAGAACAAAACUGGUACCCCGGAACUGGCGUUUGAGCACAGUGCUUGGAUGUCCAAACAAUUUCAGGUAUUUGGGGAUUUGUUUGACGAAGCCAUCAAGCUGGGGCUGACUGCUAUCCAGACACAACAUCCUGGCUUCUACUACCAACAGGCUGGGAAUCACGCUAUAGCCCGCAAACAGCUGUGUAGAGGGUUAUGCCAUCCACUGACUAAGCCCCUCUCUCCGGACCCUCUGGAAAACCUGAACAACCUGGAUUAUUAUGGACAGAGGCCUUGGCGACAAGGACAUCAAAGUAUUGAGCCUCCGGACUCCCAGACUGAGAGGGAUGGUGUGUUAGCUCUGCAGCAUCUAGAGACACAGGUCGACCAUUCUUGGCUGAUCAUCCCCCUCCUUAGCAGUGCUGUGGCUCAGUUCAAGAAGUACAAGUCUGCUCGCAUGAAGAGAUACCUCAUGGUGCAGAUGGGGGAGGAGUAUUAUCAUGCAAGAGACUACACCAAGGCCCUCACCCUACUGGGUAAGGUGACAUGGGACUAUCGUCAGGAGCGAUGGUGGCUUCUUCUCACCUCCAUCCUGGAAGUCUCCCUCAAGUGUGCGUAUCUCAUCGCUAAGGUCCAGGACUAUGUCACAGUCUGCCUGGAGCUCAUUGGGCAAUACUCAACCUGUGCUGUGGAGGAGAAGACUCGGGUGCAGAUGAACCUAAUCAGAGUGAUGUCUGGGGCGACCCCUGAGCCAGAGCCUGGUCUGGAGGCUGGCUGUGUGGAGGCAGCUCGUAGUGCCUGGGGGGCACAGACCAAUAAGCAGGACCUAUUCUCUGUGGACAUGCAGAACAUUAUCCCAUUUGUUGAGUGUAAGUCAAGAUUUACAGCGGAAUCAUUUGCUGCGGAUGGAGAGAUCAGUAUUGAGGUGUAUCUGAGGACCAGUUGUCAGUUUCCUCUGCGAUUUGCCAGGCUCUCUGUCAACUUUAACAACCAGCUGUAUAACCAGUACUGUGUGGUGACGGAUGGUCAGGGCAUCUCUGCGGCCUCUGAGGGGGAGGGUGGGAGUGCUGACCUCUACCUGAUCCCCGGCCAAACUAAGCUGUACACAUUCACCUUCCUCCCCGUGAAGGAGGAUGUCGGUGGACAAGUGGAGAUAGUAGCCGUUGCGUUGGAGUUAGGCUCGGAGUCGCACAGACGGGCAGUGUUACGCUGGCAGGGGGCGGGAGGAGAGUCUGUGACAUCAUACAUUGCCCAGCCCCACCCAUCACCCAAGAACAACAGCCAGGCCCUGCCCAGCUGGGAGGUGAUCAAACCCUCAUCUCUGGCCAGAAUUGUCCCAAGAGGAUCCAAGAUGUUGGUGGAGUUAAAACACCAGGCCCCAAGUUUGCUGAAUGAGUUCUACCCAGUGCAAGUGGUUCUCACCAAUCAGGAAACCCUCUCUAUUUCUGAUAUCAGGUUGACUUUUGGAGUUCUUGAAAGCACAGACAGUGCUAUUGAUCAGACAACUCACAUAUGUGAAGACUCUGCUGAUUUUGAUGGGACUGUGGUAUCCAGGAGAUGUGGACUCUCCCUAGGAGCCUUACAACCUGGGGAACAGACCUCCAAAUGGUUUUACCUGAAGUGUUUACAGACAGGUGUGAGGAAUGUGGAGGUCAAGGUGGUGUACAAUGUUGAGGUCUCUCCCCGAGGUCAGGCUCUGUCCUGUAGCUGUUUCACAGAAGAGAACAUCUCACUGUCUACCGUGGUCCCAUUUGAACUCAGCGUCAAGCUAAUGUCUGUCAAGUUUGAGAAUAUUGAAGUGGUUCAUUCAAAUGAAGCCUUCUUAGCAAUACCUGAAAUUAGGUGCACAUCACCAUGGCAACUAGAAAUGGGUGAAAGCCAGCUAUCAGUGCCUGACCAAGUUGUUAUUGAGAGUUUCCAGUCACAAGUCAAGGGAGUGAGCCUGAAGAAGUCAGAGUGUGCGGCUGAGUGCAUCUGCUUGUCUGUGAGUGACACGCUCCAUGCUUCAGUGAACCUGGGGUCUCUGACCUUGCACUGGAAAAGGCAUUCAGCAGGUGAUGAAAUUCCUUUGGUCAGCACGACCUUGCCGUUGCCCACGGUAACCAUAGAGCACAUUCCCAUCAGCGUGAAUUGCGACGUUCCGGCAUUUGGCAGCGUCAAAUCUCUCCUACCCCUGGGGUACUGCGUGGAGAAUCGUACAGCGUUUCUACAGGACGUGGAGAUUACACUGGAACCGAAUGACAACUUUAUGUUUGCUGGUAACAAACAGGUUCAUUUCAGAGUUCUUCCAAACAGCACUUAUUCACUGACCUACAACCUUUACCCUUUGACCCCUGGUCAUGUGACAUUACCCAGACUGCAUGUGAACAUGUCUCGUUUUCCUGGCUCCAUGGAUGAUGUCAUACUGAAAAUGUUACCUUCCCACAUAUUCAUCAAGCCCAGAGCCAAAGAACCAGCUUUGACAGCCUGAACACUUUGAUAUCGGAGACAGCCUGGAAAACAAAUCUAAAACAAGGAAGGAGUGACUGGCCAUUUUUCUUUCAGUGCAGAAGGAGAACUGGCAAAAUAAAAAGCAUGUGCUUUGCCCAGUUUAGUAGCUUUUGCAAUGAUAUGCAUUUUACAUUUAUCUUCUUACAUUUGGUGCA